GGAUGAGAGACUGGCGGAAUUUAUAAAUAUAACCGGUCGACCCGAUUGGUAUUCCCUGUUGGUCUUCCUGGAAGAACGCCAGUUUGACCUGAUCAGAGCCGUCUACGAUUGGUAUGUCGAUGGCGUGCCCCCCUACACGGGCCAGCCACGGCGUAACAACGUCGCGAUUGACGGGAUGAGGAUGGGCACCGACGGUAAGAGAAUGGAGAAGCCAACACCAGAAGCUUGUGUACCACGAAAGGAUCCUGGUGGUGACGAUUCCGACUCUUCUUCUUGUUCUUCCUCCUCCUCCUUCUCCUCCUCCUCCUCCGGCUCCUCCAGCUCCGACAGCAAUUGGGGCAGUGAGCGAGACACUUUUCUCCCCUCCGACUCUGAUGAUGACUCUGAUGGCUCGUCUAAAUCCUCGUCAACACCAUCGUCCCCUUCCAGAGAUCGUGCAGACGGGUUUAUGAUCGAUGACUACCCAGACACUGCAAAGGCAUCGGCGACCAAUCCUCGGAGAUUUAUCAUGGAGUACAUUUCCAAAGAAACAUGUGACUUUGUUGAACUCCUGGUGGCGUCAAAACCAGGCGAGGGUCCUGAACGUCUCCAGGCGCGACAAAUCUCAGAAAUGGUCCGAAGAGGAACUUGCCCUCCUUUACGACUUGAUGAAGGAACUCCUGGAGGAAGAGAAGAAGGCCCACCCAAACAAGACCGAAGCCGAGCUCCUUCCUCUGACAGUUUCCAACGACAAGAAGAAAGAAUGGGCGACGCGAAUGAACGACAAAUUCGUGGGCAAGAUUCUGCCAGGCUCCAAGGAACCACGAAAGCCGCGCGAGGCUUCUGCUCUCAUGACUCAACGGGGUCGUACCAGAGCCAUCGUUGAUGACUUCAAGGUCCCCGAGGACAAACGCUAUUUCGCUAGAAUGGAGGCAUCUACCAAGAGAAAGCAGGAAAAGGCUAAGAAACAGGUGGGGAGCCCCGAGGCUCGGUCGCUUUCAGGCGAAGAAGAGGAAGAAGAGCCGGAUGUUACAUUGGGCGGCAAGACAGACGGAGACUCCCCUGCAACGCCACCUGCGAGAAGCUCUCCGGUGCCUCGUCUGUCGAGGACCCCCGAACCACCUGCGAAAGGCUCUCCAGUGCGUCGCAAGUCGAAGUCUCCCGAACCAUCUGCAUCACCCAUCGACACCGAAGGUCUCCAGGCGGCGGCCUUUUCAUACUUCAAUGACCAUGUGGACACAACCGAGAGAGACUUGGACCAACUUGGGUUCAGACGCGGUCAACAACAAUUCCCUGAAACUCUCCGAGACGCUUUGAUCCAGGAUGUGGAAGCAAACUAUCGAGACGGCAGCAUUGCUCCUGAGCUUCGAGAUGCGAUUCGUCAACUGAUCCAGGAACAGUAUCGAGCCAUGGACAACGAACGGCGUGCCAGUCAAGCACCGUCUGUCGGCCCUGUCUCGAGCGCUGGUGUGAAGCGCACGCACGACGACUCUGUGGGAGAAUCCGAGGACGGCGACGAAGGUCAGAAGAGACAGAAGCGCGAUAGCUCUACGGCCGUCGAUGAGCAGAUGGAAGUCGGCAGCAGCAUCAAUGACGACGACGAGGAGAAGAAGCAGCACGGAGAGAAGCGCAAACGUCAGGACGGGACAGACUCUGACGACGAUGAGGCGCGCAAGAAGCGCAAGGGUGAGUAAAACUCCGCAUGAGGCUGCCUUGCUCAGGGUAUAUAUCUGACA
This is a messenger RNA of Exophiala xenobiotica, 1715 nucleotides long. RefSeq lists its product as uncharacterized. The transcript has 2 exons. Bases 456 to 1673 code for a protein of 405 amino acids. Lineage: Eukaryota; Fungi; Ascomycota; Eurotiomycetes; Chaetothyriales; Herpotrichiellaceae. The record is from RefSeq and is a predicted model, not a curated record.